AUGGGAACACAGCAAAAAGCCAAGUGUAUUACAUUGAAAGGCUCCGCUGAACUUGUUAAAAAAUAUUUACAGUAUGGCGUCAAUAGUAUACUUUAUCAACGGGGUAUCUAUCCUCCUGAAACAUUCGAGCCCGCUGAACAAUUUGGUAUGUUUAUUUUGAUGUCUACCGAUGACAAGAUCAAGACCUUCCUCGAUACGGUUCUAUCUCAAGUGGAAGAGUGGCUGCUUCAACGCAAAGUACAGCAAGUGACUCUUGUUAUUACAAAUGUAAAUACCAAGGAAGUAUUGGAGAAGUGGGAUUUCAAGGUCGACUAUGAGGGCAAAGCUGAGUCUACUGAUGGGAAUAAUCCAUCUGCUCUCCCUGAAGUUGGGACUAAAGAUGUACCUAGUACUGUAAGCUUUCUACCACUUCUGGACUGUCUCUGCUCCUUUGAUAUAUUAACUUACACCGUGCCAGACUGUGGAAUACCAAAGGAAUGGGAUGAAACUCAGCCAGUCUUUAUUGCUAACAGCCAAGAAGUGCAGUUAAGAUCAUUUUCUACGUCUAUACAUAAAAUGGAUACAAUAUAUAAUAUUUUAAUAAGAAAUGAGGAUGAUAAUUUGUACGACGACGGAGACUACUGCGAAGCGUCGUGUUUUAUCGAGGUCGACGUCUUGAGUCGACGGUGCAUCGUCCCCUCACAUGUAUAA
Messenger RNA from Cotesia congregata, 690 nucleotides. NCBI's taxonomy places the organism in Eukaryota, Metazoa, Arthropoda, Insecta, Hymenoptera, Braconidae. The record is from the annotation of a GenBank genome assembly.